AUGGAAUCGCUCAGUGAUCCUCAACCUCCAGUAGCCAGCACGAUACAGAGCUCAUCUGUUCUUUUACAAUGGGAAAGAGCAGGUUCAUCAGCAGUAAGAUACGUUCUCCAGUGGAGGUACAGAGAGCUGCUUGGGCAAUGGAUCUACACAGAAGUUGUGAAGAAUACUGCCUACAACCUCACGGAGCUGCACCCAUACACCGAGUACGUCUUUCGAGUGAUGUGGAUUGUAACAGACAGCCAAUAUAAGUACUCGCCCGAAAGCCGACCGUACAAAACCAAGCCACAGGGUGUGCCAUCAUUACCACCUGAGAUUGUCAGCAUCGAGAGCCCCAGUCCUACCUCAGUAUUUGCACAGUGGAGGAAACCCGCGUUCCUUAAUGGACCAUUAAUUGGUUACCAUAUUCAACUUUGGAGCGACACUGAGCGUUUCCUCAGGGACGCAGACAGGGAGCAACAAAGCUAUUCUAUCUACCUUAUUAAACCAGGCACAACAUACAGGUUUUCCAUAGCCGCUAGAAAUACUGAAGGGUUUGGACCUGCAGCCAUUACCAAUAUCAGCACCCUGUCUCAGCCAGAGUUAUCCCAAAGUCUGAUCCUUUGGCUGUCGAGCAACAAUUCCCUGUAUGAAAGUAAACCUGGAGAUUUGGAAGAGAUGUUCUGUUCCAGAGUCAACUGGAUCACUCACAGAAUCACUGGAAUAUCCGGUGAUGUUCGUAAGAAGGAGCUCUACAUUUCUGAGGGGCAGAACAUCUGGGUAUUUUCCCUAAACAGCUGGAGCAGUUUCCGCCUGGUUUAUCAGAGUGACCGACUCAUCAGUGAUCUUUCUGUUGAUUGGCUGUACAGCAAACUCUACUUUGUUGUAGACCAGAAGGUAUUACGAUGUGAUCUCAAGAACUGCUCCACUGAAGUUGUGCUUACCCUAAACUCUUCUCCGGUUAAAACUGUAGUGGAUCCAUUUAGUGGGUAUUUAUUUAUUGGGUUUUCAGACAGUUUGUACCGCAGGGUUUUACCGGGGCUAGACUUGGAGGCUGAUGACCGCGAUUCCCUCCUGGAACCCUUAGUCAUGAAUACUUCCCUUCUGACUUUCACUGUGAACCCGUCUUUUAAAAGAGUGGUUUACAUCAACAGCAGAGGGGGCUCGGUGCAUUACAUCUUUUUGGACGGGACGGAGGCAAGCAUGGACCAUGUACUGCCAUUUGACGAUACAACCAGUGUCCGGCUCUUGGCUCUUGCUUGUAACCUGUGGUUCUUAAGCACAGGGAGGCAGGUCUAUAUGGCGGAGGAACACGAAGGGAGUUUGUACCCUAUUGAGGUGAAUGUGAAGCACUGUUUUUUAAAGGAUGGUGAUUUUGACAAUUUGUUUUUAUGGGGCUUGUCCACCCAGCCACUACCAGUGCCUCUUCAUGAACCUACACACCUCCAAGUUCUCCUGGGAUUCAACUCAGCAGCUUUCAGUUGGCGAAAGCCUCUAGCGGCCGCUGGACUUGAUACCAGCCCCUACAUCCUAGCAGGAACUGAUCUUGGGACCUGGAAAGUAUUCUUGGAUAAAUUUGAGAAUGAAAUUGCACUGCCUAAUGUGACGAAUGUAAAAGAUAUGGACUGGGUCAAUAAUACCCUCUACUGGGCAAACUCCAGCGGCGUGGCUCACAUCACAUCCUUGGCUGAGACGGGCAGUGAGACGGUGGUCGUGCAGGGCUCACAGAACGUGGGAGCGUUAGCUUUGGACUGGAUAAGCAACACCCUGUACUGGGUGGACAACAAGAGAAAUUAUAUAUUUCGGCUGCCUUUGGAUGCCGACGUACCUGUGAAAGUCAGAGUCGUGGUUGGAAAGGUCCAGGAUCUCCAGCUGGAUGCGCUGCAGGGCUACAUGUAUUGGACAACGGCACAGACAGUGGAAUACUCUCUCAUGAACGGAAAACGACCGGGUUUCAUUGAAGAACUGCCUAAUUUUUCGGGUAAACAGAUUUCAGGGUUGACAGUGGAUUUUGAUCAUGGUGUAGUGUAUUGGUUGACCCAGGAUAGCACCAGACUUGAAAUAUAUCAGGCUGACCUUGUCAAGAAAGGGCACAGUGAUGGACGCACAGCUAAAAUGGUCUUAUUCUCUGACUCUUUGAAAACCUCCCAACAUGCACUCCAGUACUACUGUGGCCGGCUGAUCUGGAUCAAUGAAGAAGAAGUUUUGCAGAUAGUAGAACUGGAAAGGAGCCAAGCUGUUCACAUCUCUCGCUCAGUGUCUGUGACAGCGUUUACUGUGGUGAACCCAAAACCACUGCCAGUUGAGGAUCUCAGUGUUCCUUGUUAUUGUGUAAGUGGGCUGGAGCCUUUCACGGAGUUUGAUGUUGCAGUGAAAUCGUACACAUAUUGGGGAUCUGCAGAGCAGACACGAACCAGCCUUCGUUCUCCAGAGGCUGCACCAUCUGCUCCUGAGAAUCCAAGAAUUUAUAUGAACCCACAGAGAAAUGUCCAGGGCGACAUUGUGGACACAGAAGUGGAAUUUCGGUGGAACAAGCCAGCCCAUCCUAACGGUGUUUUGAGGGGCUACACAGUCUUCUACACUACAGAGAACUGCCCAUCCAUUGCAGAGCGCGGGGCACUGGUCAACGUAAGCGCGGACACCACCACCUUCAAGAUUCACGGAGCGGACCCGGAGAAAAACUAUUGUGUUCAGGUGGGAGGGUUCACGAAUGCAGGAUCAAGCAUCAGAACACCUGUUUUGAUGGGAAAUGCAACAGCUACGGAGUCUGUACCCUAUCUGUUGGCCAUUAAGGACAAAGGGGUGGUUCUGCUGGAUAUGGACACCAGUACAGUGGUGCAGAAGAUGCCUGUUUCUGCUGUAAAGGACAUGGGAUACAUAAAGCGUACACAGAGGCUGUAUUAUUUGACGGAAAACAUGAUUAUGAGCACAAGUUUGGACGGUAAACAUCAGACUCAGCUUAUUGAGAGCGUUCUGAGCAGUGUCCCUGGAGAGAUGACUGUGGACUGGAUCGGGCGAAAACUCUACAUGGUUUUGGAUCUGCAGGAAGGUACCAGCAGUUCAGUGUGUGCCCUUGAUCUCGAAGUUCGUGGAGCGAAACUGGAGAAGCUCGUGUCCAGCAGCGAGCGCAUUCACUCAAUAGGAAUAUAUCCGCAGAAAAGCCUCCUGUUCUGGACUCAGUCGUUGUCUGGGAAUAUCGCUCUGGUCUCCUACAGUCUGAUUGACAGAUUGCCCCGAACCCUUCUCACCUCCCACGUGAAAGCCAGCACCUCGGCGUUUCCGGUGGCCGAGUGUAACUGCUCGGUCGCCCGGCUUCAGCUGGAUGGAAACUUCGCUGUGGACACCACGGAGGCAGAGCCUGAGCGAGUUUUUUUUACGACCCAGCAUCAUGAAAUCUGGGCGUCUGACUUAAAUGGCUGCAGAUGUUGGAAGAAAAUGAGUUCCCCAGAAUCAACAGACGUAGACCGUUCAAAAAUCUACACGGCUGCCAAAUCCUCGGGGGAUAUUCUGUCUGUGUAUCGCGGUUUCUCGCUGACUAAGGUGGUGCCGUACGAUGAGCAAUCCCAGCCAUACUCUGAUCUUCAGUGUCUAAUGCCAAAGGUCUACACAAGAGCACCGCAAGUAUUAAAUAGAUCAGAUACCAGCCUGCUUCUUCACAUCCCAUCUGUGGAGUAUGUCUCAGUGUGCUCCGACAUUAGCAAGCCCACUCCCACUUACACGUUACACUUCGCUGAGCUCCAGGACAGUGAAUCUGAUGCCAGCUGUACCCAUGGAAUAAAGUGUUAUAAACAGGAAGUUCAGACAAACACUGUUUGGCUGAAUGAGCUGCAGCCCUACACCAGGUACCUCAUGCAGGUUUCAGUGAAGACUCGCUAUGGCGAUGUAUCAGGGAAUCUAGGUCCACCUGCAGUAAACUGGACAUGGUUUGGAGUGCCAUCAGCCCCUCGACUGGUUGAAGCACUGGUUCUGUCAGACUCCAGGGUUGAGGUGUCGUGGUCUGCACCGCUGGAACCCAACGGACCUGUGGAAGAGCUCCGAUACCAGGUUCAGUAUCAGGGAAAUAACUACUGGCCCUCACUGCCCAUGCCUUCAGCCCAGCUGGCGGGCGGGCGAAGGCAGAUCCAACUAGCAAAUCUUCACAGUGGGACUGAGUACUGGUUCCAGGUGCUGAGCUUCCCGCCGGCUGGCAGAAGCUUUAGUCGGAGCGAAGCUGUUUUGCGAACAACAUUUCAGGCCCCGGUUCCUCCGUCUCUUCUCUCGGUGGGGAACACCACGGUGACCGUCCUCUGGCAAUCCCUAACUGACGGCAGCGUGAGAAGACAGUGGUUUGAGAUUUCCCAGGACACGAACAGGGAAACGUGGAAGGAGGUGUCAGCAAAUUGCUCCGAUCACGGAAAUGCCAGCUACCUUAUCCCGGGCCUUCAUCCGUCCAGGACGUACUUCCUGAGAGCAGCAGUCACUUACGUAACAAACACGUCGAGUGUAUCCACUGCCCUGGUGCUUGGGACUCAAGCCGGAAAACCAGGAAGACCAGGGACACCCAAUACCUUUCAGGACGUCAUCAGCUGGGCCAAAGCGGAGGACAAUGGGAGCAAUAUUACACAUUACAUUUUGCAGGCCAGAAAUUCGCAGAACGACACCGAGCUCGUGAGGUUGAACAGUUCAGAUGAAUGGAUCACUCUCUAUCAGGGCCCCUGCAACAGUACCAUCUGCACCUGGCGUAACCAGCACUUCAGUGGGUUUUACCACAUGAGGGUUGUGGCAGUCAAUCGCAUUGGCACAGGACAGUUCAGCGACAUCAGCGGGGAAAUUGUCAUGAAACUUUACGAACCAAGUGAAAGCCAAGCCCUGCUGGUGCUCGGAACUGUCUGUGUGACAAUUAUAUUCGCCGUUUGCUGCGUUUUCACAGCAGUUUAUGCUCAGUACACCAAACGAUCCAAGCAGAAAGGGGACAUAACCACUCUUCAGGUGAACUACAAUCCAGACCUGGAACUGGCACUCAUCAGAGAUAUGAAUGCUUCUGUAAUUCAGACAAACAUCUGGUACACCUCGAGUUGCCUGCCCACACAGCUGGAGCAUGAGUCUCUUCCACUGUUUCCAAGAGAGAAACUCACAUUGCUGAACUUCCUCGGCAGUGGAGCUUUUGGUGAAGUGUUUGAAGGAAAAGCUGAAGAGAUCCUGGGAGCUGGUAGUGGAGAUGUGAAAGUAGCUGUAAAAACACUGAGAAAGGGGGCAACGGAUAACGAAAAAUCAGAAUUCCUCAAGGAAGCCUAUUUAAUGAGCCAUUUUGAUCAUGCUCACAUUAUAAAGCUGCUGGGUGUGUGCCUGCAGAAUGAGCCACAGUUCCUAUUGCUGGAACUCAUGGAGGGGAAAGACCUGCUCAGUUACCUGCGAGGAGCUCGAGGGUCACUGAUGCAUCAUCCCUUGCUCCAUGCAGGUGACCUGAUCGAUGUUUGUCUGGACAUCGCAAAAGGCUGCAGCUAUCUGGAGAAAAUGCAUUUUGUGCACAGGGAUCUAGCUGCCAGAAACUGCUUAGUUUCUACGAAGGAAUACAACAACUCCAACCGUAUGGUGAAAAUAGGGGACUUUGGUCUCGCCAGAGACAUCUACAAGAACGACUACUACAGGAAGGAAGGGGAAGGGCUCCUCCCUGUCCGAUGGAUGGCACCCGAGAGUUUGAUCGAUGGCUUGUUCACAAAUCAGUCCGAUGUGUGGUCCUUUGGCAUUUUGAUGUGGGAAGUGAUGACAUUGGGCCAGCAGCCCUACCCCGCCCGCACCAACCUCGAAGUGCUGCACUUUGUCAGGACAGGAGGGAGGCUGGAGAGACCCCACAGUUGCCCAGAUGACCUUUGGAAUCUGAUGCUAAAGUGUUGGGCACGUGAACCCCACAAGAGGCCGUCCUUCCGACACAUUCAAAGCUGCCUAGAACACCUGAAAAGCAGCCCCCAAGGCAGCCUGAAUGCCCUUGUGUACUACAAUGACAGCUACAGCAACAGUGACAUCUCCCAGGGUAUUGUCAAUCAAGCAUUCGAAGGAGAGGAGUGUCAGAGGCAGAGAGUCGGUGACCAACGUUCCUCUGGGGUAAUGGUGACGUCAGUGGCCGACGAGGAAGGUAGUGACCUUCAUUAUGUCUCCUACCGUCCCGCCCCUCGUCCCGGCUCGAGGACAGAGUCAAUCGGACGGAGGAGUGAAUCAAACGCGCGGCAAGAGGGAACAGUCAACUACGCCUAUAUCGUCAGCGAGGAAGACCGAGAGCCUGGGGCAAGGAUAGAGAACAUGUGUUCGCUUGGGGAUCUCGAUGGAAACGCCUCCAGGCAGGGCCUGGCAACCUGCGCCGCGACAGAUUCGGCGCACAGAGACACCAGGCGCUACAGUGUGCACCGUGCUAUAAAGCACCCAGCAACCAAGUCGCAACAACCGGAAAAUAAAUCCAUUUCUGCACCACCCGUGGAGUCGAAAUUUCCCACCGGCAGCGUCAGAUCUGGUUUAGACGGCGUGGCCUCUCCAUUCCUCUGCUACGCCACAGUGGAGUGGGAGAGCACAACAGGACUGGAGCGAGAGUGCAACGGCGUGGAAUGCGCAGAGAGUGGGCUGAAGAGAGCCGCGGAAGAGAGCUGCGUGCAUGCCCCUGAAAUCAGUGAUGCCUCCAAAAGCUCAGUAAACCCAGAUGGAGGGCUGGAGUCAAAAGCACUGUGCGGGAAAAAUGCUGGUAACUUAAUCAACAGUGAAACCGUCGAAAGACCCAUUAGCCAGUGUAAUCCCUCGGAAGCCUGUGCUGCUUCAGAAGACUCGGACUCUGUCCCUAUCUGAAACCCAUUGGAUUUUAUUUUGUCUCAGUUCAAUACCGAGCUCCCCAGCGACACGGCGCGCUGUAGGUGAGCCUUCGACGUUUCAUUUGUGGAGAGCUUCGGUUUAGCCGCUUUGCAUUUUGUAAUCACGAGUGAUAUAAGUUCACAAAUCAACCUUGUUGGUUCUUUUGGUUUUUUUAAAUGAUUUUGAGAAAACGCAUAAUUUUUUUUAGCGGGAUUUUUUUUCCCCUACCUGUCAAAGGUCGAGGCUUGAAGGGGGUAUGGGGUUAGUGAGGCCAGGGCGGUGGAACUGAAAGUGCAGCUUACUCUGGGAGCCUUUGCAGACUCAAGAACCGUCGAAUGGCCUCCUUCUGCAUUGCAAAUUUUUAGGAUCCAGAAGCACUAUUGCAGCCCCCACAACCCCUCUAGGUCUGUAAGUGCUGUGAAUUCCCUCUUGAAUAAGAGGCAACGUUUACAGAUCAAC
Callorhinchus milii (elephant shark) is the source of this 7248-nucleotide messenger RNA. RefSeq names its product proto-oncogene tyrosine-protein kinase ROS-like. The coding region runs from base 1 to 6786 and encodes 2261 amino acids. The transcript has 40 exons. Gene Ontology annotation, molecular function: transmembrane receptor protein tyrosine kinase activity; ATP binding; protein binding. Gene Ontology annotation, cellular component: signaling receptor complex; membrane. The record is from RefSeq and is a predicted model, not a curated record. Gene Ontology annotation, biological process: positive regulation of kinase activity; regulation of TOR signaling; protein phosphorylation. Lineage: Eukaryota; Metazoa; Chordata; Chondrichthyes; Chimaeriformes; Callorhinchidae.